ACUGUCAAGUGUCAACAACUGAUUGCGACUUGCAUUUAGCCUGAAGAUUUUUAAAGAAACAGAAUAAUAAUCGGCACAGGCUUUCAUAGCAUUUCGUCAACAUGGCUCAAACGGCGGGCGUGAAGCCUAUGGCCAUUGCCGGGCGUGUGGCAUCAGAACGUGAAAGAUGCCUUGGUAUGACCGAUGUUGAGAGAGCUUGGCGCAAGCAGUGGUUGAAGGAUCAAGUCUUGGCUCCCAAUGAACCUGUGCAUGUUGAAGAAUAUUGGAGAGAACGCACCAAUAUAUUCCGCCGUAUCUACCGCAUGCCUUUAGACAAAUUGUACUCGGCGCUCACGCCAGUGCUGGGUGCAUCACGCGCUGCUGACUAUAGAUACAUAACUGGAAAGUUGGGACUAAUCGGUUUUGGAAUACUUUGUACUCAUUAUUAUUUUAAAUAUAAUGGAAAUGAUUGGACUAAGAAGGGAGGCUGGAGAGUACAUAAGUCAAAGCCAUUAGUUCUGCCAGGGCAGCCAGGAUUUCCCUUCAGAUCCCAACAUAAAGCUGAUGAUUAUGCCUCCCAGGGAUUCAAGAAAUCUCCAAUAUAAAUACUACCUAAAAUAUAUAUUUAUAAUGCGAACUUUUCAUCUGUUAUGGCAUGAUUAUUUUGUUUGGUAGUUUUAUCAAUAAUAGCGAUUAAAACAG
Molecule: messenger RNA, 681 nt
Organism: Spodoptera exigua (beet armyworm)
Lineage: Eukaryota; Metazoa; Arthropoda; Insecta; Lepidoptera; Noctuidae
Source: the annotation of a GenBank genome assembly